This is a messenger RNA of Sphenostylis stenocarpa, 1116 nucleotides long. Lineage: Eukaryota; Viridiplantae; Streptophyta; Magnoliopsida; Fabales; Fabaceae. The record is from the annotation of a GenBank genome assembly.
AUGCUUCGUUACCUCUUGCUGCUAUUCUUGUUGGGCCUGGGAGCCCGGGUGGAGUCGCACGAGGAAUCGGGCCACUGGAGCUGCGACUCCGACUCCGAGAUCCGAGUCGAGGCCGAGUUCAAACCCGGCGUUAUUACACUGGAUGGCCACGCCGACGAUUGGAAGGACAUUGAUGGGUCCUACUUCCCCCUCCUCCCCGCCCUCGACCCUGACGCUGACAAGGAAUUCAAAGGCGGAAAGAUGAGCGUUAAGAGUGUGCAUGAUGGCCGCGAUAUCUUCUUUCUAUUGCAAGUCGACGGUGAUUAUGCUUACUCCAAAGGUGAAAGCAAAAAAUGCCCAUCUGUUGCUCUCAUGUUUCAGAUUGGAGACGGUGCCUCUUAUCAUGAUAUGGGUGGCUGUGAGGAACAUUCAACCUCGUGCACUAACAAGACCUGCAAAGGUCAUGAAGUUGACAUUAUGCACUUUGACAUAGGAAGUGCUAUUCCGGGACGGCUUUAUGGUGGCAAUCGCCUGGACAAUGGGAAUGGAAAUGGUGGCGACAGGUUUGGUCACUUGGUUGAUCUGUAUGCCUGGAAUCCACAUUGUAGAUACUUGGACGGAAUGGGUCCUCCUGGUUCUGCUAAUGACUCUAGUGCGCAGAAUGACUGGAAGGGUGCCUGGUGGCAUAGCAGCUUUACGGUUCACUCAGGUUUCGUAGAAGAUGAGAGUCCGUAUUCAGAUAAUGGAAAAAAGGGCACAUACUUUUUUGAAUUCUCCAGGCCUUUGAGGACUAUGGAUCAUCUUCAACAGGACGUGCAAUUUAACAUCGGUGGAUCCAGUAAGAUGUCUGUUGCAUUCUGGUAUCCAGUAGAUGGUCAGCCAUGGCAUGGUUCUGGACACUACUCUGUUAACUGUGAUUGGGUUCCCAUUGACAUAUCUGUUGGCGGUUCUUUGAGUGGCAAGUCAGUUGAUGCAGCUAGUAGCUCGUGGAAUGUGGCUAGUGCCUUUUCCGUUAUAUUAUCAGUAGCAGCACUUUGUGUGUCUGUGUUUGUGAGCUAUAGGGUGUUCAGUCCCCAUGUCUCCUUUACACCGUUAGGGAACGACAGUUCAAUCCCCAUGUCUACUUUACACCGUUAG